AGAUCCAUCAAAGUAGAAUGAAAUGUGUGCCACCCCAUUCUGGCAGUCAACGCACAGAGAGAUCUGGUCAGACGGAGGAGGAGACCAUCCAGGAAGCAAACCACAGUGAUGAUAACCUCCAUGUGAACCAGGGUGAGGAUGAACACAUCGAUCAGCUUACAGAGAUAGAACAACUUACAGAAGGAGAAGAAAUAAAUGUGAUAGAACCAGCAGUCAGAAGAGAAAUGUUAGAGCCAAGGAAGGAAAAGAUCAAGUGGCCAACAAGUGCAGACAAAGCGAUAUGGAAAGCUUUCGAUGAAGAUCUAGAAAACAUCUUAGAAGCAACAUUAGCAGGAAAUGUAGAUAGAAAGAUGAGAGCAAUGACGUCCAUUAUUUACAGCGUAGGAAAGGACAGAUUUGGGUUGAUGAUAUCAGAGAAAAGAGAGAUGACACAAGGUCAGAGUAACCGUAGACAGAGGAAGAUCAAGGAACUGAGAGGGGACCUCAGAAGGUUAAAGAAGAGGUAUAGAGAUGCUAUGGAGGUGGAAAGGUUACCUCUUCAACAGUUAAGGAAAGAAACCAGGGGAAAAUUGAAAACACUUACAAGAGCAGAAACACAUAGAAGAGACAGAAAGAAAAGGGCAAAGGAAAGAGCACAAUUCACAGCACACCCUUUUCAGUAUAUGAAGAGACUAUUUGGAGCAAGAGGAUCUGGUAAAUUGGAAAACUCAAAGGAGGGAGUAGAAAAACAUCUCAGAAAGACACAUAGUGAUGUAAGGCGUGAGGAAGAUCUGGAAGAAUGUGAGAAACUGGCAACUCCAGAGGAACCGAAAGAACAAUUUGAUGAGUCAGAACUGAAGUUCAAAGAAGUGCAGGAUGUUCUAAAGAAAGCAAGAGCAGCAUCAGCACCAGGGCCAAAUGGUAUUCAGUAUCGGGUAUACAAGAACUGUCCCAAGCUGACCAGACGAUUGUGGAAGCUUUUGAGAGUAGUUUGGAGAAGAAGAAAGAUGAUAGAUGCAUGGUAUAAAGCAGAAGGAUGUUUUAUUCCGAAGGAAGAGAACUCAAGGACAGUUGAGCAGUUUAGAACCAUCUCCCUAUUGAAUAUCGAGGGUAAAAUCUUCCUAGCAGUUUUAGCAAAGAGGACAACAAGGUUCCUGCUAAGCAAUGAAUACAGAGAUUUAUCAGUUCAGAAAAGAGGCAUGCCAGAAGUGUCCGGAUGUAUUGAACAUACUAGUGUUUUGACACAGAUCUUAAGAGAAGCAAAGGAGAAAAAAAGCGACUUAGCAGUACUUUGGCUAGAUUUUGCUAAUGCUUACGGAUCCAUUCCUCACAAACUGGUAGAUUUGACAUUGCAGAGGUACCAUGUUCCAACGACCAUCAGGACAAUGCUGCAAGAAUACUUUGAUCACAUUGAGAUGAGAUUUACAGUAGGAGAUUUCACCACAGCGUGGCAGAGACUAGAAGUAGGAAUAUUAACGGGAUGUACAGUGUCAGUAGUAUUGUUUGCAGCAGCUAUGAACCUCAUUUUGAAGUCAGUGGAAAAACCCAGUAGAGGACCAUUAAUGUCAUCAGGUAUAAGACAACCACCAAUAAGAGCAUUUAUGGAUGACAUGACUGUUACAGCAAAGACAGUAAUAGAGGGAAAAUGGACCUUAAAGGAGUUGGAAGGAAUGAUAAGUUGGGCCAGAAUGAAAUUCAAACCCAGUAAAUCAAGAAGUUUGGUUGUGAGGAACGGAAAAGUGAGAGAUGAAACUUUCGAAUUAGCAGGGGAACAGAUACCAACAGUUGGAGAUAAUCCAGUGAAAUGCUUGGGGAAAAAGUUUGACGCUUCACUAGCAGACAGCGGAAACACCAAAGAAAUACACAUGCAGUUAGUAGAUUGGCUGUCGAAGAUAGACAAGAGUGGCCUGCCAGGAAGAUACAAAGCUUGGAUUUAUCAACAUGGGGUCUUGCCAAGGAUACUAUGGCCGUUAUUGGUAUACGAGUUUCCAGUGUCCAAAGUUGAGGUUUUAGAAAGAAAGAUCAGUGCGUCCCUCAGACGUUGGCUUGGCGUACCAAGAAGUUUCAGCAGCGUUGGCUUGUAUAGUACAGGAACUAAAUUGCAAUUUAAGGCAACUCAAGGCGUUGACUGAAGAGUUUAAAGUUACAUAAACACGACAGGUCAUGAUGUUGAUGGACAGCAAAGACGCCAAAGUUAGAGGAGCAAAAGUGAAGAUCCGGACAGGUAGAAAGUGGAAAGCAGAGGAAGCAGUGAAAGAAGCAGAGACAAGACUUAGACAUAGUGUCAUCGUCGGUGUCACGGCAGUAGGGAGACAAGGAUUUGGUAUGACAACUAAACCAAGAUGGGAUACAGCAGAUGAGAAGGGAAAGAGAGAUUUGGUACAGCAGGAAGUACGACAGAUAGAAGAAGAGAGCAGGAACAUCAAGGCGGUAGGCAUGAAGCAUGAAGCAGGGCCUUAUCCUGGAAUGAGAUUUGGAGUAUGGAGGGGUACCGUUUGAGCUUCCUUCUGAGAUCAGUGUACGAUGUACUACCAAGUCCAUCAAAUCUCUAUACAUGGGGGCUGAUAGAAGAUCCAAUGUGCACCUUAUGCAAAGACAAACCAGCAUCUCUACAACAUGUGUUGUCAUCAUGUCAAGUGGCACUGAAAGAUGGUAGGUACACAUGGAGACAUGAUAGUGUACUGAAAACUAUAGCAGCCAGGUUGGACAUCAUCAGGAGGAAGAAGAGAAAGAUCAAGAAAAACAUCACUUUCGUAAACUUUGUGAAGGCUGGAGAGAGCAAGGACAACACACCUGAAGGCCUUGGGAUCCUUGCAACAGCAACAGACUGGCAAUUUUGUGACGUAGUAAAUAUUCAUUCAAAAAUAGAAUAGAAGAAUAUUUAAUAAAUGAAAGAAUAUUAAAGAAAUAAAGUAAAGAUUUGUUGAAUUUACAAAGAAAGUUAGAAUCGUAAUUUAAAAUAGAAAGGUUCAUAUUUUCAAGAAACUAAAUUAUAUUGGUUUAAAAAGUCUUAAACAAAGUUACAACACAAUAUUAUGUAACAGGAAAUUUUAUAAAACAUUAUCAAAAAGAUUGUGACAUGUUAAUCCCCCUGAAAUAAAUUAAGCUUAAGUAAUUAUGAGAAGGGGCACAUUUUAGACAAUAAAUCAUUAUCAAUAGGGAUAGCGUCCCGCCGAAGGCAAAGCGAUUAUUUUAUAAAAAAAUAAUUGUCUAUUGUAAAAUAGUGGGAGGGAGGAGUAACUCAAAUUAGUUGUAAAUUGGGGAAUAAAUUAACUUUUGAUUGGGCAAGCAAUUUUAGGCUGAUCUUGGCGUGACCACGUGAGGAAAAGGUUUUAAGGGAUAAAUUUUGAUAUUAAAACUUCACUUGGUCACUUGAUAACAAGAAUAAAGAUCUAGCCUGAAUUUGUGUCCAUUAUAUUUAAGGUAUGUAAAGUAUACAUGUUUAAAACAAAUAAGUAUGAAUAAUAAUUUAACAGAUUUAUUUUAAAUAUAAAAUAUAACAUUGUUCAAAUUGAAGAUAAAAGAACUUAUUCGUUUAACACAAGUUUAUCUACAAAUUGUAAGGAUUGUAGGUUUGUUGAAUAUUAAGUAAAUUAAUUAAGAAAAAAAGGCAUAUGAUAAGUUCCGUAAAUAUUGCAUGUGUGAGCAGCUAUUGGUUUUAUUUUUAUUAUAUUAAAGGGACAUAAUUUGAUAUUGUUUAGAAAGAUGCUCGUGUAAAUAAUACAAUUUUAGAAAUAAUAGGAAUCUAAGGAAUAUUUAAAAUGAUAUUUAUAGAUAAGUUCAACUCUAAGAUAUUCAGGAAACUUAACAAUAAGCAGUCCAACUAUAAAAACAGAUGACGAUACAAAAACACCCCAAGUAUCGACACAACAAUUUACUGCAGAUAUCAAGCAAUCCUUCUCACUAUACAAAUCCUUGCAGAUAUUCAGCAACGUAUGAGAUUCCCAGCAGAAAUAGCAGCAACAUCGCUAAGACCAGAUAUGGUACUAUGGUCGCGGGGAACCAGGCAGACAGUUUUGCUGGAACUGACAGUCCCUUGGGAAGAAAGGAUGGAUGAAUCGCACGAAAGAAAGAUGGCAAAAUACCAACAGCUUGUAGAAGAUUGCCAACAGAGGGGAUGGAGGACGUGGUGCUUUGCUAUUGAAGUAGGGUGCAGGGGCUUUGCGGGACAGACAGUAUGGCAAGCUCUCAGGACCUUAGGAGUUGUAGGAGCAGAGAGGAAGAAGCUUAUUUCAGAAGUGUGUAGACAAACAGAAGUGUCAUCACAGUGGAUAUGGAGGAAGAGAGAUGAGAUCUGGAAAAGUGGAAAUUAGAGAUAUGUGAAUUAAGACAUUUUGUGUAAAUAAUGGACUUGUGAUAGAAGAGACGUUAUAACAGCUCUGAUGAAAACACCAAUCAGUGACAGUGCAGCAGUUACAUCAGCUGACAUAUCGGGAGCAAUGUAAGCCAUCCAGUUUCAGGUUCAGACUGAUCACCUGAGCCGGCACACCUAUGGAGGUUGUUGUGGAAUAGCGCCGAAACAGCCGAGGAAGGAGGACCCCACCUGAUGAUGGAACUGGAUCAGCAUUAUAACGAUGUUUACAAGGAACAUGUAUAAACUAGUGAAUUGAUGGUUUAACUACCAAGAUGUAACGAGAGAUGUCAAGUAAUGAACAAAAAGAAGUAACAUGAAGUUAGACAAUACAACUUGAGGUGUCAGAAUUAGUGCAAUUGUUAUUUGCAGAUAUAUAGCUGGAUUUUGUCAAAAUGUGAACUGUAACACUGGGAUCAAAUAUGUUAUUUUUUCUAAAAAAUGAUGAAUUUGAGAAUUAAAUUUUCAUAUCUA
Mytilus californianus (California mussel) is the source of this 4804-nucleotide messenger RNA. RefSeq lists its product as uncharacterized. The transcript is spliced from 3 exons. The record is from RefSeq and is a predicted model, not a curated record. NCBI's taxonomy places the organism in Eukaryota, Metazoa, Mollusca, Bivalvia, Mytilida, Mytilidae. The coding region runs from base 18 to 2111 and encodes 697 amino acids.